GCAUCAUGUGGUGAUCUCCACAAGGAUACCAUUUGUAUCUAUCCCUACUGUUGAACGUACCGAACCUAAAUAUGAGAAGAUCCGUCAUGUAUUUCAACGAAUGGCCAGAAAACGACAGAGACAAGAGUUAGAUUCAAACAACCCUAGAGCCGUCGAUAUCAGCAAUAUACUUUCCGAUAUGGGGUUGCAGCAGGUCAAUGCUAACAAUACUGCGAAUACCAACAGAGACCACAACAAAAGAAAGAAGAAGAAAACAAAAUCUAAUACUGCCGUGGGAAAAAGCUCUGGGCUGCCCGAUAUCAGUCUCCGGACUCAAUUGAACUACGCUAGAAAUGGACAUGCCGUUCUGCGAAAUUUCAUCACCGACAACAAAGACAGCUUCUCCUCUGGUUCCAGCAAAAAAAAGAAUAGCAGGCUCUCGAAUCUCCGUGAAGAUAUCUUGGAUCUUGCCAUGGACCAAGAACUGAAGGCGUGGGUCCAAAAAGUGCAAGUUGCAGCUGGAAAAGACAUCGCCGAUUCGUGUCACACCAUUGAUGACUGCAAGAAGGCAUUGCAAGCCAAUGGAGUGACGGCAAACCUACCCUUUCUUCAAUACUUCAAUACCUGGAGGAAACUACCGGCAGUGAAAGAUCUAGCAUUUGAGCUCGGAAAAGCUGCCUCGAUCCUCUUGGAUGUGCCCACGGUUCGUCUGUACCAGGACGCCGUUUUCUGGAAACGAAGCCAAGAUGGGCCAACACCGUGGCACGUAGAUGCCCGUAUGGCUCCCUUUGAUACUUCGCACAUGAUCACGUUUUGGAUCCCACUCCAGGAUGUACCAUCGCCAGAAAAUGGUGGAACGGCUUUGAUAUUCUGCUCGAAAAGUCAUGCCGAUUAUGCAUUACCCUAUUGGAACCCGCUGCCUCAAGCGAACGGCGAUACCAGUGACGAUGACAAUUUGUCUCCCUCCGGUUGGGAUCGCCUUGGCGACCGCUAUCCCAAAAAAGAAAUUGAAUACAUGCCGAUGAGCCUUGGAGACGUAACGGUACAUUCGGGUUGGACACUGCACUGCUCGAACGGAAACGAGUUGGCAGGCUCGAAAGAUCGAGUAGCUCUCGCAAUCACUUUUGUGGAUGGGGCCGCAGAAAUCCGUCCGGAUUGGCAAAGCAUCGGAGACGACGAGGAUCAAUGUAGCUAUCAAGAGUGGUGCAUAAAUGUGAAACCACGAACGAAAUUCACUCAUGAGCUCGUCCCGAUCACCUGGCCUCCGUCGUAAAGAAAAAUUACUAGCUGAGCGAUUUGAAGGCAAUAGGCUUUUUUUUUCUGUUCUAUUGAUUCUAAAUACGAAGUAAUGGAAGGAGUACUGCUCGUUUAGCCAUGAAGCUUGAAAACUUCCAUAUAAGCUACCUUCCUUAAAAAGUUGAUGCUGCGUUGAUCUGUUAGUCAUGCUGGUUCUUUUGACCGAUGUAGAUUGAUGAUGAGUUCGCUAGUGUUGAUUUCUUCUCGUAGCAACUGAGCUGUUAAAUUCAAUUAAAGUAAGAAUUUCAAA
Messenger RNA from Pseudo-nitzschia multistriata, 1525 nucleotides. NCBI's taxonomy places the organism in Eukaryota, Bacillariophyta, Bacillariophyceae, Bacillariales, Bacillariaceae. The record is from the annotation of a GenBank genome assembly.